Messenger RNA from Cannabis sativa, 1394 nucleotides. RefSeq names its product probable 6-phosphogluconolactonase 4, chloroplastic. Lineage: Eukaryota; Viridiplantae; Streptophyta; Magnoliopsida; Rosales; Cannabaceae. The transcript is spliced from 4 exons. Gene Ontology annotation, molecular function: 6-phosphogluconolactonase activity. Bases 203 to 1180 code for a protein of 325 amino acids. The record is from RefSeq and is a predicted model, not a curated record. Gene Ontology annotation, biological process: carbohydrate metabolic process; pentose-phosphate shunt.
GAUUUCUUUUCACAUUGCACGACGUCGUUUUGCCUUUCACUUUGGUAAUAUCAAUACAAAAAGCCUAAAUUCCCUGUCUUCCGGCCAUUGCCGGCGGCCGGACCACUGCUCCUUCUUCCAUUAUUUUCCGAUCUCUCUCUCUCUCUGUACCAGAGCCCACUUCUAACUACAAAUCCUUAAAAACCCAAACUUUACUCCUCUAAUGGCAGCAUCUUCUUCUUCAAUCUCCCUCUUAUUCUCCAACACUCCCAGAAUCUCAUUCCCAACCCAGGAUUCCCCUUUUCUUCCUCUCCACAACGCCACCUUUUUAAAAUCUUCUCCAAAAACUGGUUCUCUUUCUCUCAGAUUAGAAGGGGUCUCCUCCAUCAACAAGAAGAAGCUUAGUUGUAAAGCGGUUUCAUCGACUGAAAUGGCUGCUGCUGAGGGGAAGAAGAAGAAGGUGGAUGUUUUCGAUUCUAAGGAUGAGUUGGCUGUGAAUUUGGCUAAGUACACUGCUGAUCUCUCUGAUAAGUUUACCAAAGAAAGAGGUGCUUUUACUGUUGUUUUGUCUGGUGGAUCUCUCAUCGAUUAUCUAAGGAAAUUGCUGGAACCACCGUAUCUUGAUUCAGUGGAUUGGUCAAAGUGGCGUGUCUUUUGGGUGGAUGAGAGAGUUGUGCCUAAGGAUCAUGAAGAUAGUAACUAUAAACUUGCUUAUGAUGGUUUCCUUUCUAAGGUACCAAUUCCUCCUGGUAAUGUUUACGCCAUCAACGAUGCAUUGUCAGCUGAGGGCGCAGCUGAUGACUACGAAACCUGUUUGAGGCAAUUGGUUAAGAGCGGUGUGAUAGACUUCUCCGAAGCCAGUGGAUUCCCGAAGUUUGAUCUCAUGUUACUUGGCAUGGGCCCAGAUGGACAUGUAGCUUCCCUUUUCCCGGGACACCCUCUUGUCAACGAGAAAGAAAAGUGGGUUACUUUCAUAAAGAACUCACCGAAACCUCCCCCAGAGAGAAUCACUUUCACAUUUCCAGUGAUAAAUUCUUCUGCUUAUAUCGCCCUUGUUGUGACUGGUGCUGGUAAAGCUGAUGCUGUGCAUAAAGCACUUGGAACACCUAGUGAUGAUUCUAACACACUGCCUGUUGAACUAGUUUCGCCUGCUGGAGAGCUGACUUGGUUUCUAGACAAGAACGCAGCUUCGAAGUUGUAGAAGGUAGAGGGAGAGCAUAUCUAUCUAUCUGAAUAAAUUAUCUCCCAUGCUCAUCUUCUGUUUUGUUGUUUGAUCAGAGAGCUUCUAUGUGGGGAUGAUUGAGUACUGUAAUCUUGACAGUACCAGUUUAGCAUCAUGACAAACUGGUAAUUUUCAAGGUCUUGAAUAAACUAUAGUUUGAUAAUAACAGUAACACCCUUCAGUUUUAUUUGGA